Messenger RNA from Triticum aestivum (bread wheat), 1750 nucleotides. Its product is annotated as GDP-L-galactose phosphorylase 1. The coding region runs from base 424 to 1590 and encodes 388 amino acids. Gene Ontology annotation, cellular component: cytoplasm. The record is from RefSeq and is a predicted model, not a curated record. Gene Ontology annotation, molecular function: GDP-D-glucose phosphorylase activity. The transcript is spliced from 7 exons. Lineage: Eukaryota; Viridiplantae; Streptophyta; Magnoliopsida; Poales; Poaceae. Gene Ontology annotation, biological process: glucose metabolic process.
GCGUGAAUUCCGCCCUCGUUCUCCAAACCAUCGGCUUCGGAGAGGCUUGCUUUGAGUGAGAUCCAAUUCUUUGGCCGCCAUUGCUGCGGCGCCCGCGUCCGUUCCCAGCAACAGGAGGAGGUCUCUGUACAUGCCCGUCAUCUCCCCCCUUCCUUUCUCGCUCGCGCCAACGCCGGCUGCUCCCGCGGCGUCGCGGGCUCGCUGGAACAGCUUCCUGCACCACUGGCGUUUGCGAGAUUCGAAUGGACUAAUCUGGACUGUGGUCUUGGACUAGAGCUGGACUGCUCAAUGUAUGAAAUUAUGUACGGCUACAUACUUUCUUGCUCUACUGCUAACUAGUACUCCGAUGAAGCAUAAUGGAGUAGUUCAAUAUCGUUUCAGAUCAAAUUGUUCAAUUUACUUGAAUUAGAAUGAGUUAUUUGAAUGCGGUCGAAGCGGUUGCUAGCAUCGUCUCCUACGAAUAAGUGUCUGAUGUUUUUGCGUGGUCUGACGCUGCUGCCAGUUGAAACAAAAGCAGGUAUGUGCAGCAACGGUUUUGAUUCAACUAACUGCCUUCGUAUGGAGGAGGUUGAGCCAAAUUUAUCCCCAUUUCUCCACAAGCUUUUUAAAGAGUGGGAUGACCGCAAUGCGAGGGGCUUGUUUCACCACGACAUCACUACGUCUGAGGCCAAGGUGCUACCUGGAGAACACAAUUUUGUGGCAACAUUGAUAGAAGGGCGUGACCAGAAGAAGCGGCCAACUGAAUUUGGAAUGAACCAGGUCCUCCAACCAUUUCAUAGUGAGAAGUUCAAUUUCACUAAAGUUAAACCAGAGGAGGUGAUCUUCAGGUUCCAAGAAACUGAGAAUGAUUCUGCCCAGUAUUUUGACGGAACUCCUCCCACUGUUUCAGCUUCUCCUAGCUGCAUUUUGAUCAACGUGAGCCCAAUCGGGUACUGUCAUGUGCUUUUGACCCCUCAAAUCCAGGAAUGCUUACCGCAAAGGGUUGAUCAAGAGAGCUUCUUACUGGCCAUGUAUGUCGCAAGGGAGGCAAGGAAUCCAUUCUUCAGAGUUGGCUAUAACAGUCUGGGUGCCUUUGCAACAAUCAAUCACCUCCAUUUCCAAGCAUACUAUCUGAAAGUGCAAUAUCCAGUCGAGAAUGCGCCGACAGAGAGAAUCACAGUCGUACGGAACGGCGUCAGCAUUUCUCAGCUGGUGCGGUACCCAGUAAGCGGCUUUGUAUUUGAAGGCGGAGCGAGCCUGGAGGAUCUGUCACAGGCCGUCUCAGAUGCAUGUAUCUUCUUGCAAGAGAAUAACAGACCUUUCAAUGUCCUUAUCUCUGAAUCUGGCAAGAGAGUAUUCCUUCUACUACAGUGCUACGCUGAGAAGCAGGCUUCCGGAAAGGCGAGCCAGGAGUUCCUCGACAUGAGAAUCAAUCCAGCGGUCUGGGAGCUCAGCGGGCAUUUGGUUUUGAAGAGGAGGAAGGACUACGACGAAGCAUCCGAGGCAACACUAUGCAGGUUUUUGGUUGAAGCGUCCCUGUCUGAAGCAGAGUUCCAGGAGCUGAAGAGGUGCCUCUUGGAGUUCCUGGCCACUGCAAGUCCUGAAAAGUAGAGAUGAAACCAAACCAAUUCUGAGGUGCUGAUCAGUAAUGUUGGGUGUGCUAAGUUGUUUCACAUAUCCUGUCAACUCUGAAAUCAGCAUAGGCCUGAGGGCCUCUGAUGAGUCAUAUGUUUGUUUCAUAUAUCCGUUGGUAACAACUUGUACAUUGUCA